AUGUUUGCUAAUGACCGAGCCGAUGAAUUGGCAGCCAAGGGUGCCUCCAUGAUGGAAGUCUCUGCGGAGACGGAAAUCAGUGUGAAGACCCUUAGGCACAAACGGGCCGGUCUAGGCACUUGCGUCAACGACUUCUUCUACUGUGCCUCGCAUGCGAGGCUAUGGAGUCGAGGGGAAGUUACGCCCGCUGGCAGUGCCGUGGUUUUCGAGCAUGCCAGGAAACGCGUUAAGGGAGGUGUCCCCUAUCAUUUUUACAAAAUGGUCGUCGAUUUGAAGCGCCGUAAGGCCUUCAAUCGACUCUUCUUGGCCCUGAUGCAACAUCUUGAUGCUCGACGGGGCCUUUUAUGA
Molecule: messenger RNA, 348 nt
Organism: Perkinsus marinus ATCC 50983
Lineage: Eukaryota; Perkinsozoa; Perkinsida; Perkinsidae
Exons: 3
Coding region: 1-348 (115 amino acids)
Source: RefSeq, a predicted model, not a curated record